Messenger RNA from Caenorhabditis briggsae, 654 nucleotides. Bases 1 to 654 code for a protein of 217 amino acids. NCBI's taxonomy places the organism in Eukaryota, Metazoa, Nematoda, Chromadorea, Rhabditida, Rhabditidae. The record is from RefSeq and is a predicted model, not a curated record. Gene Ontology annotation, molecular function: palmitoyltransferase activity. The transcript is spliced from 6 exons.
AUGAUCUAUGCGCUAAUGGCUUAUGCAGACUAUGUGAUUCUCAUAUGGAUGUUGCUGCCCACUUUUGGACAUUCAAUAUGGACCGUAAUCCACGGCGUGGUGUUCAAUUCGCUGCUCAUCACAACAAUUAUUGCUCAUACGAGAGCAAUGACCGCGGAUCCGGGUGUGGUGCCGAUUUCACAGUCGAAAGCUGAGAAGCCGUUGAACCAGCAGAACGUGGACUAUUCAUCAGACGAGGAGGAUGAAUCAGAUGAAGAAGCGGCGUUCCGAAGGGAUCAUUCGUUCAGUCGACCGUCUGCAACUGAAUGGACCAUGUGUACCCGUUGUGACUCUUUGAGACCACCCAGAGCACACCAUUGUCGAGUUUGCAAGCGGUGUAUACGGAAAAUGGACCAUCAUUGUGGUAUCCUCUGCCUAUGCUGGGUGUACCACGACGCUUACGGGUCAACGGGUCUCAAAGGACCACUCGGCGAAAAUAUAUAUCAUGCUAAAGUAAUUCACUCAGUCAUGCUGGCCAUGGAAAGUGCACUAUUCGGGCUGUUCGUGUUGGCUGUCUCGUGUGAUCAGACGAAACCGCCAUCGAGGCGUGUCAACGACGCGGAAGGAACUAUUUGGCGUCGUCCAGAAGGCCCAGGAAUAGUAAAGUGGCCAUGA